AUUGUUUUUAUUGCAUUGAAGACAAAAGUUAGAGAACAACGUAGAUUGUGAAAUAUUUUCUUAAAAAUAUUUUAAAAAAUACUAAAUAAUUUAAUUUUUAGUUCAUAAAUAACUAAAUUUGCAUAAAAUAAUAUGGGAGCAGUUUUAGGACUGUGUUCCGCAGCUCAGUGUGCCCUUUGCUGCACUGGCACUGCUGCCAGUAUGUGCUGCAGCGCCUGCCCUUCAUGUAAAAAUUCCACUUCUUCACGUUUCAUGUAUGCCUUUAUGCUAUUAGUGGGUACCAUAUUGGGUGCGAUUGCUCUUUCUCCCGGGCUGCAGGGUACUCUAAAGAAAUUACCUUUUUGUAUAAAUUCCACUUCCACGGUUAGUUCUAAAGCUCUGGAUACAUUUUCUGGUGGUUCUCUACAAGUCGACUGUGAUUAUGCUCUGGGUUAUAUGGCUGUCUAUCGUAUAUGUUUUGGUCUUGCCUGUUUCUUUACCCUAAUGGCUUUAAUAAUGCUGGGGGUGAAGUCAUCACGAGAUCCGCGAUCUCAUAUACAAAAUGAAUUUUGGCCUUUGAAAUUUUUGAUUUGUUUUGGUGCAGCUAUUGGGGCCAUUUUCAUUCCGGAUGGAUCGUUUGGUCCGGCGAUGAUGUGGGUUGGUUUGAUUGGUGGCCUGGCUUUUAUUUUGGUACAAUUGAUAAUCAUAGUGGAUUUUGCCCAUACAAUAGCAGAAAAUUGGAUUGAAAAUGCUGAAAAUAAUCGUGGCUAUUACUAUGCUUUGGUAUUUGUAACAUUGCUAAGUUACGGUCUAUCCAUUGCUGGCAUCUCGCUGCUCUAUGUAUACUUUACACAGAGCUCCGAGUGUGGCCUUAACAAAUUUUUCAUCUCCAUUAACUUAAUUCUUUGCCUAUUGGUCAGUAUUGUCUCCGUUUUGCCAGCAGUCCAAGAACGUUUACCCCAAUCAGGUCUGCUGCAAAGCUCUUUGGUUACUUUGUAUACGAUUUAUUUGACUUGGUCGGCAGUAGCUAAUAAUCCUGAAAAAGUUUGCAAUCCCGGCAUGUUUGGUAUUAUUGAGGGCAAUACUAGUGUCACAACCAUAGCUCCUCCAACACCCAAUUCGAAAGUUACCUUUGAUACUACCAAUAUUAUUGGCUUAGUUGUAUGGAUGUUGUGCAUUUUGUACAAUUGCAUUAGCUCGGCUGUUGAGGUUUCCAAAAUUAAUAAUACGGAUGAAAAACGUGUUUUAACAGAAGUUUUAUCAGAUGCAGAAGCAGGUUCAGGCGAUACCAGAAACAAGGGUGAUAAUGAAACCGAAGGUGUUACCUAUUCCUGGUCCACAUUCCAUAUAGUAUUUGUGUGUGCUUCGCUUUAUGUAAUGAUGACACUAACUAAUUGGUACAAACCCAAUUCCGAUAUUGAGCUCUUUAAUGCCAAUGCCGCUUCUAUGUGGAUUAAAAUCAUAUCUAGCUGGUUGGGUAUAUUAAUUUAUGGUUGGAGUUUGGUAGCUCCUGCCAUAUUAACCAAUCGUGAGUUUAGUUAAACUACUCAGUUAAACGUAUGUUCUUUAAUCAUAUACAACAAAACUAAACUCUGCUGAGUAUUAAAUAUUAAAGUCUUUUAGGGCUUCUAGUAGUUUAGCAAGAAAAAUUGAAAUUAUUCAACAAAAAUACUUGAUAAAUAUCUUAACAAUAAUAUCUGAUUUAUAAAAUUAAACAAAAAACAUUGGAUAACAAAUUAAAACAUAAUUUAUUCAUAAUCUCUA
This is a messenger RNA of Lucilia cuprina (Australian sheep blowfly), 1743 nucleotides long. RefSeq names its product serine incorporator 1 (gene TMS1). Gene Ontology annotation, cellular component: membrane. The record is from RefSeq and is a predicted model, not a curated record. The transcript has 7 exons. Bases 133 to 1521 code for a protein of 462 amino acids. Lineage: Eukaryota; Metazoa; Arthropoda; Insecta; Diptera; Calliphoridae.